AUGGCCUCGUUACGAAGUAAACAUUUGGUACAGUUAGCAUUAAAUACUGAACGCAGCGGAGAUUUAGAUCAAUUAGAUCAAAUCCCCUCUAUGAAUGGGGAGAACGUCGAUUAUGAAAACAUGUUUAUGACCAGUUCAGAUGCUUUUGACAUAGACAAUAUUCCAAUUAUUAUUGCGGAAAACGAUGAUAUAGCCACUCAGCAUUUAGGGCAAUUAUUUGUCGAUAAUAACUUAGUAAAUGCCCCUUUAUGGUCUGAGGUAGAUGAGCACAAUGAACAUUAUUCGUCUAGCUCAGAAUCGGAACCUGAACAAAAAACUUCAAAAAUAAAAUCCAAAUUUAAACGAUUUGAUUCUGACUUGUCCUUUAAUGAAGUAAAUAACCAAUAUGCUACUGAUUCUGAUGUAGAAGAACCGAUGGAUGAAUUAUUAACAGAGAUUGUUGGAGAAUCCGGUUUGAGAAAAGCUAAGUCACCCAAUAAAAGGCACACACGAAGGAUUCAAAAACUUUUGGGCGCUGGGAAGUCUGUGCAAGACAACCCUUCAGAAGAUGAAAAACGUUACGAAAUUCAUUUAAAACACAAAGAAGAAAGUAAAAAACUAUUUUUGUCCGAUCAAAAAAUUGCAAAGGAAGAUAAAACUUUUGUAUGUGCAAGUUUUGACCUGCAAAAGGUUUUAAAUACUCCUCAUGGUGAUAAUAUGCUGUUAUAUUACUCACGGAAAUACGCGGUAUACAAUGAAACAGUAUAUGAAAGUGGAACAAGGCGCACGUUUUGCUAUUUGUGGGGUGAAACCGACGGUAAUCGUGGCUGCGAUGAGAUCUGCACAAUUAUAAAUAAAUAUUUGCAAGACGUUGACCAGCGUGUUUUUGUCAAAUUCGUUGUGCUUUACUGCGAUAGCUGCUCCGGGCAGAAUAGAAACAGGGCCAUGUUGAGUAUGUUGCAUCAAUUUUUAAAAAGUUCCAAGAACGUCCAUCAUAUAAAAAUAGUGUUUCUUCUUCCGGGACAUACGUACAUGCCCGUAGACUCGGUCCAUGCAACAAUAGAACGCUUCAUUAACAAACGCACCGUUUGGGCGCCAUCGGAAUGGCAUACUUUAAUCGCUAAUGCGAGGGUUAAUCAUACACCUUUUGAGGUAAUUAAUAUGAAGCAUACCGAUUUCAUGUCUUGGAAAGAAGCGGCUAAAAAUGUAUUACCAAACAAAAUUAAUAAAACAAAAGAAGGAGAAAAAAUUUUACUGAGUCAGCUAAGAAUUGCUUCUUUCAAAAAAGGUGAAGAUGUCAUUAAAAUUCAAUAUUCUUUUUUGGACUGCGACGGACAACAAACUGUAGAACUUCGUCAACCACGUAAAUCUAAAAGGUCAGCCAGCAGUCUCCUAGAAAUGCCGAAAAUAGGAAAUUUAUAUCCAUCACCGCUCCCAAUUUCUGCCUUGAAGUUAAAGAAUUUAAUGGACCUAUGUGCCAAGCGCGUGAUUCCAGAACGCUACCACAAAGAAUACGAAAAUUUUAAGGGUACGAUAGAGGUUGAAGAUACAUUGGCAGAAACGGAUGAAGAGGAUGAAAAAGAUAUUGUGAUGGAGGAGGAGGUGAUGAUAUUGGUUCAGUGGGUGUUGUUAGUAGUGGUUCUGGUGGUUUUGGUGUUGGUGUUUUUGGUGGUGAUGGUGAAGUUGGAUUAG
This is a messenger RNA of Photinus pyralis (common eastern firefly), 1671 nucleotides long. RefSeq lists its product as uncharacterized. The transcript has 5 exons. The record is from RefSeq and is a predicted model, not a curated record. Lineage: Eukaryota; Metazoa; Arthropoda; Insecta; Coleoptera; Lampyridae. Bases 1 to 1671 code for a protein of 556 amino acids.